Molecule: messenger RNA, 1509 nt
Organism: Westerdykella ornata
Lineage: Eukaryota; Fungi; Ascomycota; Dothideomycetes; Pleosporales; Sporormiaceae
Exons: 4
Coding region: 1-1509 (502 amino acids)
Source: RefSeq, a predicted model, not a curated record
AUGAGUCCACUUCCGCUGCUCGCUGCUCCCCACCCAGGCGGCGGUGCAGCUACCGUCGCUGAGGCCGCAGUUCACGUCGUGUGCGCCUGGCCGGUGUCUGGCCAGUACGGCCCAGGAUCCCGAGUCUUGUACUAUGUUCUUGUCGCUGCUUGCAUUCUGGGUCGCAAAGUCGAAUGGUUGCGCAACGCCUGCUUGGCUGUUGCUUUGGUCUUUCCAGCAGUCGCAGCACUCCAUAGCCUCGUGCUAGCAGCUGUGCAUGUCAAUGGUGCCGUCGAUAUGGACAUUUAUGGGGCCUUCCAGCUCUGUUCCAUUGGCAUCUUGGCUGCUCCCACCACCGUCAGGCUAUCCAAGACAUAUCAAGAUGCCCCGGGACGCAACACCAUCUUCCUGUGGACCGGUCUCGUCGUGGCAGGCCUGCUCAGCCUAAUUGUCGAGUUCUAUCGCGCCACCCCUUUGGCUUGUUCAAAGGAUGAUGCGGGCAAUCCUCUUUCCCCGAACGCAAAUGACUUUCCCUAUGAAAAGGCUACUUGCUCGCUCGUGUGCUCCGAAAAGGAAGGUCCCUUCUCCCCUAUGCGAGGCGGUGCUGCGUGUAACAUCUAUGUCAUUCCUGCCCCUGAACGCCUUACCUUCAACACUGCACUGAUCCUUGCUGCUGCAUGCUGUAUUCCUGCCAUUCUUUCUGUUGCAUUCACUUCCAUCCAGAUCCUUGAUAACAAUUGGAAGAAGAAGUCCGAAAACCAGCUGAUUCAGGAGAAUGAGCCCAUUGCGGGCACUAAUGGUGCCACCAUCAGCCAAAUGAAGGGCGUGAAUAAGAAGAUUCGAGAAUAUCAGAACUACAUCGAGGUUCCUGUAUUUGGGGCCGCCGUCCUCGCCAUCCUAGUUAUUGGUGAACUGAACUUCUUCAGUCCUCAGGUGAGAUAUGAGACGGAGCCGAUAGCAAGUAUUGGCCAGUGGGCGCCUAUUGCAGGUACUGUGCUCGCAGCCUUCGGCGCAGUAUAUCUCUACGUGGCUGGACAGCUAGAGACCUCAACCGCCGCACCAGACGGACCUGCAAGUGACCAUGAGGGCGACGGCGCAAAAACAUCAACGGAUAUGGGCGCCACAACCCCACGCCAUUUGCACAAGAAGAGCAUAACAAGAGUAGGCACGAUUGUCAACAACCUCAGCGAUGGCCUCAGCUCUAAGAUCCACACAAAUCUCAGCGACGGAGACUUCAAGCAGGGGAAGGCGCGUAAUUUCCCCUACGUUCCGGGCGAGCACAGGCGCAAUCCGAAUCUUCCCCAUAUUGAAGAAAUUUACAACCCACCCAGAGACCAAAACGGCGACAUCACCCCGGAAUUCGGGCCUCAGCGUUCCCGUGCAGGGAGCUUCAUCAGCGAGAACGCUGGACUGGGCUUGUCUAAUGUGGAAUCCAGUCCUGGUCCUCACAGCCCAAGCUCUCCUAUAUCACCAACAAGGCGCCUGACGCUUGAGGUGCCGUCACCGACGUUCAAAGGCCAUCCUCGGUGA